This is a messenger RNA of Cucurbitaria berberidis CBS 394.84, 1512 nucleotides long. RefSeq names its product methanesulfonate monooxygenase. Gene Ontology annotation, biological process: alkanesulfonate catabolic process. The record is from RefSeq and is a predicted model, not a curated record. Lineage: Eukaryota; Fungi; Ascomycota; Dothideomycetes; Pleosporales; Cucurbitariaceae. Bases 1 to 1329 code for a protein of 442 amino acids. The transcript has 2 exons. Gene Ontology annotation, molecular function: alkanesulfonate monooxygenase activity.
AUGGCUAAGCCAAACACACGCAAGCGACUACCUACCAAGACAAAUGGCGAAAUUUCAGAGGCAAAUGGGAAAGUCCAGCCAGACAGUUUGGUAGACGAAAGUGCUCGCAAGAAACAGCGUCUCGAAGCCGUACCGAACGAAUCUACCACCGGCCAAUUCACUCCCACAGAACCCCUUGAGAUCAACCAAGAUCCUGAUCGGGUCUUAUUUGCAUACUGGGUCCCAAAUGUGUCCGGCGGCCUCGUCAUCUCCAAGAUCCCCCAGAAGACCAGCUGGGACCUUGCAUCCAACGUGCGCUACGCAAAGACCGCCGAAGAGAACGGCUUCGAGUACGCACUGACACAGAUUCGCUUCACAGCUUCAUACGGAGCCGCCAAUCAGCAUGAGAGCGUCUCCUUCUCGCAAGCCCUGCUGCACAACACCGAACGCCUCAAAGUCAUCGCUGCGAUUCUGCCAGGUCCAUGGAAUCCCACCGUUGUCGCUAAGCAAAUUGCAAGUAUCGACCAUUACACUAACGGUCGCAUUGCGGUAAAUAUAGUAUCUGGCUGGUUCAAGGGCGAGUUCACCAGCAUCGGCCAGUGGUGGCUUGAGCAUUCAGAGCGGUACAGGCGCUCAAACGAGUUCAUCCGCGCACUGAAGGGUAUAUGGACCGCUGGCGAAGAAGGAUUCACCUUUGGCGGAGACUUUUAUCAAUUCCGAAACUACAACCUGCAGCCAAAGCCGCUGCAAAACCCGCAUCCAGAGAUCUUCCAGGGCGGCAAUAGCGAUGAUGCGCGCGACAACGGAGCCCAAGUCAGCGAUUGGUACUUUAUGAAUGGGAACGAUCUCGAUGGGUUCCGUAAUCAGAUCGCAGAUGUGAAAGCGCGCGCCCGAAAGGUGGGGCGGGAAGACCAUGUCCGCUUUGCGGUGAAUAGCUUCGUUAUACUGAGGGACAGCGAGGAGGAAGCGAUCCGUGUUCUACAAGAGAUCCAGGGCAAGGCCGAUGUCGAAGCUGUCUCGGCAUUCCGCGAUGCAGUACAACAAGCUGGAGCCAGCACGGGCAACAAGAAGGGCAUGUGGGCGGACAGCAAGUUUGAGGAUCUGGUACAGUACAACGAUGGGUUCAAGACGAAGUUGAUUGGCACCAAGGAGCAGAUUGCAGAACGCAUACUGCUCUUGAAGAGUUUAGGGGUUAACUUGGUGUUGACGGCGUUUUUGCACUAUGAAGAAGAUAUCGAGCGGUUUGGCAAGGAAGUUUUACCGCUGGUGAGGAAAUUGGAGGGUGAAGGGAGGGGAAAGGAUGCUGAAUACGAGAUUGAACGAACAGGAGACAUUUAUCGGAAGGAGUAAAUACUUGUCUUCAUAAUCAAGAGAGGAUUUCAAAAGCGCCUGCGCCCUAGCUGAGUUAGUCAGCAGGCCUACCUUGGAAGAUUCCACGUAAUCACAAACAUCUCUUCCCUCAAAUUAUAACUCUACAGACCAAAGAUAGCUCAACAGGGUGUAAGUGCUGAUUAUAUCUUUUUUAAUUGGGCU